Molecule: messenger RNA, 600 nt
Organism: Talaromyces marneffei
Lineage: Eukaryota; Fungi; Ascomycota; Eurotiomycetes; Eurotiales; Trichocomaceae
Exons: 12
Coding region: 1-600 (199 amino acids)
Biological process (GO): endoplasmic reticulum to Golgi vesicle-mediated transport
Cellular component (GO): Golgi apparatus
Molecular function (GO): SNAP receptor activity
Source: RefSeq, a predicted model, not a curated record
AUGAAGAUCUAUUAUAUGGGAAUUCUCCGCAACGAGACCAAGCCCGCCUUGGAGCUCUGUGGAGAGAAGGACCUCAGCAGUUUCUCCAGAUUCACCCGCGAGAACUACAAUGAAUUCAUGAUGCUAUUCACAAAGACCGUUGCCGAACGAACAAAACCUGGCCAAAGGCAAACAAUUGAAGAGAAGAGUUACACCUUCCACUCCAUGAGCCGAGACGGCAUCGCAGGCGUCAUCGUCAGCGACAGCGAAUACCCCCCACUCGUUGCGCAACAACUUCUCUCCAAGAUUACCGAUGAAUUCAUCUCCAAACACCCACACAGCGAAUACGCCAACACAAACCUCCCCGAACGAAGCUUGUCGUUCCCUCAGCUCGCCGAUUAUAUCAAGAAAUACCAAGACCCGUCGCAGGCCGAUUCAAUCAUGAAGAUCCAACAGGAGCUAGACCAGACCAAGAUUGUGCUACAUAAAACGAUCGAGUCUGUUUUGGAGCGAGGCGAGAAAAUCGACAGCUUGGUCGCCAAGUCCGACGGUCUUUCUGCUCAGAGCAAGAUGUUUUAUACUCAAGCCAAGAAGCAAAACUCCUGCUGCAUUGUCAUGUAA